Molecule: messenger RNA, 1346 nt
Organism: Mercurialis annua (annual mercury)
Lineage: Eukaryota; Viridiplantae; Streptophyta; Magnoliopsida; Malpighiales; Euphorbiaceae
Product: F-box protein 7
Exons: 11
Coding region: 195-1163 (322 amino acids)
Biological process (GO): SCF-dependent proteasomal ubiquitin-dependent protein catabolic process
Cellular component (GO): SCF ubiquitin ligase complex
Molecular function (GO): protein binding
Source: RefSeq, a predicted model, not a curated record
GUUUAACUAUCUAAGUCCGAAAUACACGUCAUCAAGAUUUCAUCAGGUCGGCAAUUGCAAUACCCGUAGACGAACCUGCAUGUAUCCUAGUAAAACCCCUUUUCCCCUUUCCUUGGACGAAUUUUCCCGAGAAAAUUGAGAAAGAAAGUACGAGAAUCUGUCACAAAAGAAAAACAAUCAUCUCGAUCCUCCGUAUGACUUCAGAUUUUGCACAGCAAGUUCAUGCUGAGCUUGAAACAGCUUUGCAAUUGAAGACUGUACGGUAUUUAGUUACACAAAGACCAUGGCUUGAUCUUUAUGGAAUCAAUGUGAGACCUGUUGCACCAUACGGAAGUGCAAUCAGAAGACAAUAUAAUGAUCCUGCAUUGAUACAUCGUAGCUUGCCCGAUGAGCUAAUCUUAGAGGUCUUUUUACGAAUGAAUCCUUAUGAUCUAGGAAGAGCUUCAUGUGUUUGUCGAAAAUGGAGAUAUACUCUUCGUAAUCCUGUCUUGUGGCGUAGUGCUUGCUUAAAGGCUUGGCAGCUAUCUGGAGUAGUGGAAAACUAUAAGAUUUUGCAAUCAAAGUAUGAGAGCUCAUGGAGGAAAAUGUGGCUUUUAAGACCAAGGGUCCGUACUGAUGGUCUGUACGUGAGUAGGAACACAUAUAUUCGCACUGGUGUGAGAGAAUGGACUGUCAUCAAUCCAGUUCAUUUGGUUUGCUAUUAUCGUUACAUGAAAUUCUUACCUUCUGGCAGGUUUCUCUAUAAAACUUCUUCUCAUACAGUGAAGGAAGUUGUAAAAUGCAUGAAUAAUCGUUCAUCUAAAGCAGAUGAUGUUUUUAGCGGCCGUUACUCAUUGACCGAUGACACGAUUGAAGCUUCUUUCCUGUACCCUGGCUUGCAUCCAACUCAGUGGAAAGUUUGUUUAAGGUUAAGAGGUACAACCACAGGGGCUAACAAUCGACUGGAUAUACUCUCACUUAUUACGAGCAAAGUGGACAGUGAUGGGGUCAGUGGGCCUGUGGAGAACAUCGUUCGAGAGGUUGAAGACUGGCAGGAAGAUGAGAUGUCUCGCACAUUACACAAGAGGGGUCUUUCAUCUUUUGCAUUUGUUCCAUUUGAAGAGGUGGAAACAUCAGUUCUGAACCUUCCUGUGGAAAAGAUGGAUUAUUAUGUUCCUGGCUAAAUCCUGAAUUGCCAAUUUGUAUAUAUGUAAUUUCUCAUACCCAAAUAUUUGUAUAAUAUGUAGUGUUUUUCAUUUAUUGUCAUUGGUUGUUCGUCUCACAUCUUUGUAACUAUAACAAUAAUGUUAUCUGCUGUAAACUUUGUUAUGAUCAUGAAUUCACUGCUAGAAUUAUGAUUGAACUUA